AUGGCCACUGCAAAGUAUGACCUCCACCUGGGCGCAGGCCCAUCCGAGGACUCGGAGAUCCUCCUGGAUGAUUCUGACUCAGGGAGUGUGCUCUCUGACGACUCUGUGCUUCCCGACUACGAAAGGGAUGAAAAGUACACAGAGCCGGCAAAAACGUUGUAUGAGGCCUGCGCCCGGAAUGAACCCAAGUCCCUGUGCAGGAUCCUGGAGAGAGGAGUCACUAAAGAUGAGGCCAUGGAUCUGGACAUCAAUGGCAGGAGUGGACUGAUGUUGGCUGUGGGCAAGGGAUUCGUAGACAUUGUCACCAUGCUGCACAUAUGUCCAUUAAUAGAUAUCAACCACCAAGACAACGAUGGCAACACUGCCCUCAUGAUUGCUGCUCAGGCAGGUUUUGUCACUAUUUUAAACUACAUCCUUAACUUCUUCUCUGGCGUGGACACCGAAGUCAGGGAUCCCCGUGGCUUCACAGCUCUCAUAAAGGCAGGCCUACAGGGCCGAGAAGAGUGUGUAUCCGCGCUGUUAAUGCAUGGUGCAGAUAUGAAUGCAAUGGAUCUGGUCCAAGGGAGAGGUCUAAAGGAUUGGGUCCUUAGGACAGGAAGGUUUGAGACUCUAAACAGAAUCCGCCGCCUGCAGGCUCAUUCUGUCGCUGAGCAAUUCUGUGAUAGCUACAUUCCUGAGUGGCCUGAGCUGAAGCAACUAGUAGCAAAGGCCACAGCCAUCAAAACAACCAGCCAAAAGCUGAGGCAGUGCUUAAAAGACAGUCUUUCGUUAAGCUUCCCUCAUGACCCCGAAGACAAUGGGGUCAUGGACCAUAUGGUGCGGAUGACUACGGGCAUCCACAGCCACCUGAUAGUCACUGGUUGCCGUCCACUCUGUCCCUCCAGCCCCCCAGAGAUUGGCAAGCGACGGUUUGCUGUGCCUGAGCUGCUUGAAAAGUACAGCAGCAAGGAGUUGGAGGAGAGCACAGUGUCCCACAGUAAAGGCUACAUCACCACCUCUGAUUCUCAGGUUUCUGUGUCAGCCCCCUCUGUAUCCCUGACCUCCUGCUGCCAGGACACAGAGCGCAGGGAAAGCAUGAUGUCAGGUGGCAUGAGAAGCUUCAUUCCCUGCAGCAUGGCACACAGGAACAGCAUCUUCCCCUCAGGAUGUAUUCCCAAGAUUGAAGUAACUAAAUCUGGGGAGCCCACUCCAAAGAAAGAGAAAAAGAAGAAAAGGCAGAAGGGCUACCUGGAGCUUCCUGUCUGGAAGUACAAGGAGGCCAAGGAUGAGAAGAAGAGAGAGAAGAAGCAGCAGGAAAAGGAAAAAGAACAAGAGAAAAAACAGAAGGGUUCCAAACGUUCAUCAAGCCAAAAAUGA
Cyclopterus lumpus (lumpfish) is the source of this 1356-nucleotide messenger RNA. It is a transcript of the gene ankrd33aa, whose product is annotated as ankyrin repeat domain 33Aa. The transcript has 4 exons. The coding region runs from base 1 to 1356 and encodes 451 amino acids. Gene Ontology annotation, molecular function: protein binding. Lineage: Eukaryota; Metazoa; Chordata; Actinopteri; Perciformes; Cyclopteridae. The record is from RefSeq and is a predicted model, not a curated record.